Molecule: messenger RNA, 2934 nt
Organism: Brassica oleracea var. oleracea
Lineage: Eukaryota; Viridiplantae; Streptophyta; Magnoliopsida; Brassicales; Brassicaceae
Product: receptor-like protein 12
Exons: 5
Coding region: 24-2912 (962 amino acids)
Molecular function (GO): protein binding
Source: RefSeq, a predicted model, not a curated record
CACUGUUAUUUUUUUGUCUUCUAAUGAUAUUUGUAAUGAAAGGGAAGGUGUUCUUGGGCCAACAUUUGAUAUGGCUGAUGCUAUUAUUGGGUCAGACACACGGAUACAAAAGCUGUAUUGAAAAAGAGAGGAUGGCUUUGCUGGAUCUCAAAAGGUACGUGGUCUCAGUUACUGAAGAAGAUCAAACUGAAUAUGUUCUCCCUACUUGGACCAAUGAAGAAAAGAUGGAUUGCUGCCACUGGGAGGGCCUUAAGUGCAAUCGUACAAGCGGGCGGGUGAUCGAGAUUGUCUUUGGUGGACUGUACCUCAAAGAGAAUUCUCACCUUAAUCUUUCUUUGCUGCAUCCCUUUGAAGAAGUUCAACGUCUGGACUUAUCUAACUAUGAAGACAAAGGAUUAAGUGGCUUGUUUGAUUAUGUUGAAGGUUAUAAAAGCCUAAGAAGGUUAAGAAACCUGGAGGUUUUGUAUCUCACUGAAAAUAAAUUCAAUAACAGCAUCUUUCCUUUUCUUAAUGCUGCUACAUCGCUCACAACUCUGUUCCUCCGAGGCAACAAGAUGGAUGGCCAUUUUCCUGCUAAAGGUGUGCAUUUUUUACUCCCCUUGAAACUGUUGGACCUGAGUGGAAACAACUUUAGUGGAUCCAUACGAGUACGAGAUAUGACUCCUCUGAAACAACUGAAAGCUCUGGAUCUACGUGGUAACAAAUUUUCGGCCUCAACAGAUUUGCAAGGAAUUUGCGAAUUGAAGAACUUGCUGGAGCUCGAUUUCAGUAAAAACAAACUAGUAGGAAAUUUUCCUUUAUGUUUAACUAGCUUGACUAGACUUCGAGUUCUUGAUCUCUCAUCAAACCAAUUGACUGGUACCAUACCAUUUGCUCUCGGUAACCUUAAAUCCCUUGAGUAUUUGUCGUUGUUUGAUAACAACUUCGAAGGCUUGUUUUCACUAGGUUCCCUAACCAACCUCUCAGAGCUUAGGGUGCUGAAACUUAGUUCAAAAUCCAACUCGUUCCAAGUAGUGUCUGAAAGUUCUUGGAAGCCAAAAUUCCAGUUGAGUGUUAUUUCACUACGAUCUUGCAUCUUGGAGAAGGUUCCUCCUUUUCUUCGGUACCAGAAGGAAUUGCAUGAGAUUUAUCUUUCUGACAAUAGAAUCUCUGAAAACUUCCCUUCUUGGUUACUAGCAAACAACACAAACCUCGAAAUCUUGCAUCUAAAGAAUAAUUCUUUUACAAGCUUUCAGCUACCAAGCUCUGGUCAUAGCUUGAUUUUCUUGGAUGUGUCAGUUAAUAAAUUCAAUAAUCUCUUUCCUAUUAACAUUGGGUGGAUACUUCCUUCUUUACGAUAUAUAAAUAUAUCGAAUAACGGUUUUCAUGGAGAACUGCCAUCUUCUCUGGGUAAUAUGAAAGGUAUUGAGUUUCUUGAUAUAUCUCACAACAGUUUCCACGGGAAGCUACCAAGAAGCUUUUUAGAGGGUUGUUAUUCCUUGACAAUUUUGAAGAUGUCACAUAACAAACUAAGUGGAGAGAUUUUGCCAAAAGCAACAAAUUUUACUGAUAUGUUGGUGUUGUCAAUGGAUAACAAUCAGUUUACAGGAAACAUUGGACAAGGCUUGAGGAGCUUGAGAUACAUGUUAUUGCUCGACAUUUCGAAUAACAAUCUCACUGGUGUUUUCCCAAGCUGGUUUGGGGACUUUCCAUACAUGAACGCACUACUGGUUGCAAACAAUAUGUUGGAAGGUGAAAUACCUACUGCCUUGUUCAAUAUAACCUAUCUUCAGCUACUGGACCUCUCGGCAAAUAUGUUAUCCGGGAGCAUUCCUCCACGCCUCAACUCUACGAAUCAGGUAGCGUUAUUCCUGCAAGACAAUAAUUUAUCAGGCUCUAUUCCAAACACAUUGCUAGUGAAUAUCCGCAUACUUGAUCUGAGAAACAACAGGUUGUCUGGGAAUAUUCCGGAGCUCAUCAACACCCAAAACAUCAAUAUUCUUCUUCUGCGUGGGAAUAAUUUAUCAGGCCGUAUUCCUCGUCAGUUGUGUGCCCUAAGAAGCAUCCACCUUCUGGAUCUUGCUAACAAUAGGUUAAAUGGAUCUAUACCGUUAUGUCUUGGCAAUACAUCAUUUGGUUCAUUUUGUUUGGGGAAAGAGAAUGCAUCAUAUUCUUAUGAUGUUGGCAUGGCUUUCACCGAUGUCUUCCCUAGUUCUACUCCAGACUCUACUUCCACAGGAAAUGUUGGAACAUACGUCAAGUCUCUGCUUGUGCUAGAUCAGUUUAGUAUGGACUAUGAGGCAGCUACACAAACUAAGAUUGAAUUUGCAACCAAACACCGAUAUGAUGCCUACAUGGGUGGAAAUCUCAGAUACUUGUUCGGAAUGGAUCUAUCAGAGAAUGAGCUGAGUGGUGAGGUCCCUGUAGAGCUUGGAGGUCUUCUUGAACUUUAUGCUCUCAAUCUUUCUCACAACUAUUUAACAGGUGCAAUACCUAAAAGCUUUUCAGGUAUGAAGAAUAUGGAAAGCCUUGAUCUUUCUUUCAACAGACUACAAGGGCAUAUCCCACCACAACUAACAGAGCUGAGCAGCCUAGCUGUAUUCAAUGUCUCAUUCAACAACUUGUCAGGAGUCAUUCCACUGGGAAAACAGUUUAACACCUUUGAUUCACAAAGCUACUUAGGCAAUCCUCUUCUCUGUGGAAAACCAACCAACAUGAGCUGCGAGAGCAAUAACUUUCAUGAACCGGAUAAUGGAGUGGAAGCAGAGGAAACCACAAUCGACAUGGUUUCUUUCUACUGGAGCUUAGCUGCAGCUUAUGUGACAAUACUUCUUGGAAUAUUCACAUCUCUCUCUUUUGAUUCUCCUUGGAGCAGACUUUGGUUCUACAACAUUGAUGCUUUCAUCCACAAGGCGGGGAAUUUUCUAUGCUGAAAUUAGUGUUGGUUCAAAUCCA